CCGGUUGGCGCUCGGCAUGUUUUUGUGUGUGCUUCCGGCUCCACUUUCGUUGCUGGCCGGGUGCUUUUGGCGCGGUUCGGGGACCGGUGCAGGUCAGUCGGUCCGUGGUCACUGGUCGGGUCACAGGGUGUGUGCGCAGAAGAUGCACCAGGUCAACUUGCUGGUGGUGGUGAGCUGGCUCUGUACGCUGCUCGGCACCUCCUGUACCACGCGGACGCUGCCCGUGCCACUGGAGGCCAGGGGCGUGUUUCAGGAGAGGUUCACCGGCGCCCUCACCCGGUUCAUCAACCUCUUCACUGAUGGCAACACGUCUUCGCCAUGCAAGUGCGGGUUUUCAAAGACGGAGCCUGAGGAGAAUCCUGACGACGAAGAACUUCUGACGGAGCCCGGGUCGGCGCUGGGCGCGCUGGAACUGGAUUACGACCUGGGAACGUUUGGCCUGUACGACGACAGCGGAGAGGGCAGGGUGGUCGGAGGAUCGCUCUCCAAGCGAUAUGAGUUCCCGUGGCACGUGGGUCUGGUUUCCCCGCUGGGUGUGAUGCCGUUCUGUGGCGGCAGUCUGAUCUCGGACCGCUGGGUGCUAACCGCCGCACACUGCGUGGAGCGACGCGCCGCCUCGCGCACCGUGGUGCUGCUGCGAUCCUUCUCUCCGCUGAACCCACGGGCGCUCCGGCUACCUGCCACCAACAUCGUGAUACACCCCGAGUUUGACGGGUCGACUUACGGCCACGACCUGGCACUGGUGGAGCUCUACCUGCCGCUGCCCCUGGAGAGGCUCGGGGGAGCGGUGGCACCCAUCUGCCUGCCGGAACUGGACGCAGAGUCGGACGAGGGGGUGGCUACAGGAUGGGGAGCCGUCUUCUUCGGCUCGCCGCCGGCCUCGCGUCUGAGGAAGGUGACGCUUCCGAUCAUCUCUCGCAGCGAGUGUAACGACACCCUGCCCGGACAGGUGGACGGAUCCAUGAUCUGUGCGGGAGGAGACCGCUUCUCGGGCACCUGCUAUCGGGACGACGGUGGCUCUCUGAUGACCCUGAACGCGGACGGGCGAUACCAGAUCGCUGGUGUUAGCAGCUGGGCGAGGGCCUGCACGACACUGGGCCACCCGAGUGUGUUCGCGGCUAUAACACACGAUGUUGUGCGGUGGAUCCAAACUACCACCGCGGGUUCCCGUUUCUGCGGCGCUUAAAAACGACGGCACAUGAUGAUCUUUGGCUACGCCUUAUGAAAUGAAAAAGGAAUAUCGCGUCAUUUGAAUGGAUAUGAAGUGACUCUGUUUUACAUUGUUGAUGUUGUUAUGUUGUUGAUUUCUCAGGGCUGAAGGAAUUGAGGUCCAAUGUUAUGCUGUUUUGUGACGGUUGGAGCUUGCUUUGUGUUGUUUGAUGUUACGUUUGCUGGAAUACAGGCAUUUGUG
This is a messenger RNA of Amphibalanus amphitrite, 1411 nucleotides long. Its product is annotated as serine protease 56-like. Gene Ontology annotation, biological process: proteolysis. The coding region runs from base 17 to 1186 and encodes 389 amino acids. The transcript has 9 exons. Gene Ontology annotation, molecular function: serine-type endopeptidase activity. NCBI's taxonomy places the organism in Eukaryota, Metazoa, Arthropoda, Thecostraca, Balanomorpha, Balanidae. The record is from RefSeq and is a predicted model, not a curated record.